UAGAUCAACGGCCAGAAAAGCAAGACGACAGCAAGUCGACCACUGUUGGCAUAUUUUUGUUUUUUGCAAAGCAUUUUGGGAGCAUCUACCCAGCUGUGGCUUUGCCAAAUCCACUGACAGACAAAACCUCUUUGAUGUUGACUUGAUUCAGCUGACAGCCAACCCACCCAGCCAUCCUGCUACCACAAGCAGAGCGAAUGAUGCACAAAAUAACUCUGCUCAUCACGGCAACCGUGUUGCCAUGGUGACACAACGAGGUUCGACAUUCCAGCGGGGAUUUGGAUGAAAGCGCUGCAGGAUUGGGUGAGAAAAGUCAGCCUGAAGGAAGAAAGUGUGUGUGCAUGGGAAACAAAACCUGUAUGAAGUUUGUUUUCCACCAGCAGUCAGACAGUUUUGGGGAAACAGCCAUGUUAAGCCGCAAUUUCAAGAACGUGUUGGUGGUGUCUCUCGGCUUCCUGUCGCUCUUCACUGCCUAUGGAGGACUACAGAGCCUGCAGAGCAGCCUGAAUGCGGAGGAGGGGAUGGGCGUGACCUCACUGAGCGUCAUUUACGCCUCCAUCAUCAUCUCCUCCAUGUUUCUGCCGCCCAUCAUGAUCAAGAACCUGGGCUGUAAGUGGACCAUCGUGGCCGGCAUGGCGUGCUACGUCUCCUACUCCUUCGGGAACCUUUACCCGGGCUGGUACACCCUUAUCCCCACCUCGGUCAUCCUGGGUUUGGGGGGUUCUCCUCUGUGGUCGGCUAAGUGCACAUACCUGACCAUCUCUGGCAACGUGCAGGCGGCCAAAGAGGGCAAGAAGGGCUCAGACGUCAUCAACCAGUACUUUGGCAUCUUCUUCUUCAUUUUUCAGUCUUCGGCCGUGUGGGGGAACCUCAUGUCCUCGCUCAUCUUUGGACAGGACACCAACAUAGCUCACAUCUCAGAGGAGAAGCUGCAGUUCUGCGGGGCGGCUGACUGCGGGCUCAACAUCACGUCCAACAGCACCACUACCAGGCCUGCGCAGGAGCUGGUGUUUACCCUCGUCGGCUGCUACAUCGGUGUGGGCGUGCUGGCCAUGCUAAUCGUGGCCAUCUUUCUGGAUAACAUCGACCGGGAGCAGACCAGCGAGUUCCGUGGCAACCGGGAACCUUUCUGCCACACCUUCCUGGCCACCUUCCGCCUGCUGAAGGACUGGAGGCUGCUGAUGCUCAUCCCGCUCACCAUGUACAGCGGCUUCGAGCAGAGUUUCCUAUCUGGGGAGUACACCAAGAAUUACGUGACGUGCGCUCUGGGCAUUCACUACGUGGGCUUCGUGAUGAUGUGUUUCGGAGCGUCCAAUUCCCUUUUCUCCUUCCUCUUCGGGAGACUCGCUCGCAAAACUGGGAGGACGGCGCUCUUCCUCCUGGCCGCCGUGGCCAACUUCGCCUGCAUCAUCGCCCUCUUGUUCUGGAGGCCUCACCCUGACCAGUUGUGGGUGUUCUUUGUGUUUCCUGCUCUGUGGGGGAUGGCUGACGCUGUGUGGCAGACUCAGACCAACGCUUUGUACGGCAUCCUAUUUCCCCAAGCGAGCGAGGCAGCCUUCGCCAACUACCGCAUGUGGGAGUCUCUGGGCUUCGUCAUCGCCUUCGCCUACAGUACCUUCCUGUGCCUGGAGUACAAGCUCUACAUCCUGCUGUCCGUCCUGCUGCUCACGAUGGUCACCUACCCCGUGGUGGAGUACCACCACCACAAGAAUCCCACGCCGGAAGUGGAGGACAAGCCCAAAGAAAUGGUGGCGAUGGACGAGAAAAACAUUCACUGCCAGACAAAACUUUAAUAUGAAAUACAGGCGACAAGAUGGAGACUUGGCCUUGUUCCUCCGUGUGAUGUUGUUUUCAUUUGUCAUUAUGCAAUAUCUACACACGUUCUUUUAUUUUUGUAUUCCAGGACAACUUCAACUUCUUUGAUAUUUAAUCCAAACAUCUUUCUGCUCCUUUUGACUUUUGUCAUAGAAAUAGAAACAGCAGCUUGAACAAACUUUUUUAUUUUGACAUCUUAAACUUUUGCAUGAUAAUGAGUACAUCUAUUGUACUUUUAAAAGUAUUUAAAUUAUUUUGUUAAAAUAUUUAAUAUGCACUAUUGUUCUUGUGUUAUUCGUUUGUUGUAUAAUCUCCAGUUGAUAAUGUCACGCCAUCUAUUUAUUUGUGAAUGUAAAUCCAAUCUUUGCUGCCCUCUAGUGGUAUGUGUAGUACAGUACAUCCCCGCCUAAAAAGAAUGCAGAUUUCUUUUCUCCACUUUAAUGAACCCUUCGAUAAUGACCCCAAUUAAAAGAUUU
Nerophis ophidion (straightnose pipefish) is the source of this 2291-nucleotide messenger RNA. RefSeq names its product unc-93 homolog A (gene unc93a). The record is from RefSeq and is a predicted model, not a curated record. Lineage: Eukaryota; Metazoa; Chordata; Actinopteri; Syngnathiformes; Syngnathidae. The coding region runs from base 342 to 1793 and encodes 483 amino acids. The transcript is spliced from 10 exons.